GUGGAUGUCUGUAUUUAUUUGUUAAGUCUGACAACUCUAGCAUGGAAGAUCACACCAGAGAAAGGAGACGCUGAGUUAAAAAGUAAAAACAUCCUUGGAUUUAAGAGCAUGAGCCUGCAGCUAAGGCUUCUUGGGUUCGCAGGAUCCACCACUUACAAUUGUGUGAUCUUCAGACAGUUACUUAACCUCUCCUGGUUUCCAUGGUAAAACGGGGAGAGUAACUUAACUGUGUGAGAUUGUCAUAAGGUUUAAUAAGUGACUGCUGCUUACAAGUGCUUUCCUACGGCAGCGUCUGUUUCCCCUUAGCAGCUUGGCCGUGUUUUCUGCAGCUGCUUUUGGGUUCUCUGUCCGCUCUUUGCCUACCCGCGUCAGGCGGGGCCCCACUCCGGCCUCUUCCGUGGCGCGAGGGACCGCGGAAACCACGGUAGACAGCACCCCCUUGAGUCGAAUUCCUCCCCUUUCGGAGGAACCCGGUUUCUCCUUUCUUUGCUACUCCCGGGCCAAUUCUGGGCAACGGCUGUUAUUUUCACUCAAGCCCAAGUUAAUUUUUCGGGGAGCUCUGGGGCGCGCACCGGCAGCUCCGUUCGCCCUGCGACUGAGCUGCGGGUCGCGGCCGGCGCCGGCCUCUCCGACGGCCAAUGUGUGGCUAGAGGCGAGCGCGAGGCUUUCAGCAAAGGCAGUCGAGUGUUUGCAGACCGGAGCGAGUCCUGUGAAAUCAGAUAAAAGAAAACAUUUAUUAACGUGUCAUUACGAGGCAAGCGCCCGGCCGGGGCUGUCGCACGCCCCGCGGGACACUUGGCUCCCUCCAGCUCCGAGAGAGAAGAAAGCAGAAAAGAGGCAGAUUCACUUCGUUUCCAGCCAAGUGGACCGGAUCGAUGGCCCUCCUGAAUGUAUCAGUAUAUUUGAUUUAUUAGAGAUGCCCCCUGGUGUGCGUGUUACACACACACACACCCGCGCGCACACACGCUCUGGCUCGGGUCCCUCCCUCCUUUCCAGCUCCUGGGCUAAUCCCACAUCUGUUUCAACUCUCCGCCGAGGGCGAGCGGGCGCGAGUGUGUGUCGGGUGAGUGUUCGUCUGUGUGUCCCAGCGAGGGUGCGCGCUCGGCGCCGGGAGCGCGGCCAGCGGGGUCCUGAGGCAUCGGGAGGCCGAGAGCCGCCGGGACCCCAGCUCUGCGUCCACUGCCCCGUCCCGAGCUGGACUUCGGGGCCGGGGCCGUGCGCCGCGGACGGGCAGGACCGGGUCGCGGGCCGCGCGUCCCCCGACCUGGAGAUCUGCGAGUAAAGAGGGACGAGGGACAAGAAACAGAGCCACAGACGCAACUUCAGACUCCUGCAUCCCGAAAGAAGCACCACAUCAGCAAAGAAAAGAAGAUGGGCUCCCAGAGCCUCAUGCUGUGCUUGCUGUCCGCAACUGUGUUCUCCCUGCUGGCUGGAAGCUCGGCCUUCCUGUCGUACUUCCCCAUAAGAGACAGGUUUCAUAGGGAACGCAGGAACAUCCGCCCCAACAUCAUCUUGGUGCUGACGGACGACCAGGAUGUGGAGCUGGGUUCCAUGCAGGUGAUGAACAAGACCCGGCGCAUCAUGGAGCAGGGCGGGGCACACUUCAUCAACGCCUUCGUGACCACACCCAUGUGCUGCCCCUCGCGCUCCUCCAUCCUCACGGGCAAGUACGUCCACAACCACAACACCUACACCAACAACGAGAACUGCUCCUCACCCUCCUGGCAGGCACAGCACGAGAGCCGCACCUUCGCUGUGUACCUCAACAACACCGGCUACCGGACAGCUUUCUUCGGGAAGUAUCUUAAUGAAUACAACGGCUCCUAUGUGCCGCCCGGCUGGAAGGAGUGGGUCGGACUCCUUAAAAACUCCCGCUUUUAUAACUACACGCUCUGCCGGAACGGGGUGAAAGAGAAGCACGGCUCCGACUACUCCAAGGAUUACCUCACAGACCUCAUCACCAACAACAGCGUGAGCUUCUUCCGCACGUCCAAGAAGAUGUACCCGCACAGGCCAGUCCUCAUGGUCAUCAGCCAUGCAGCCCCCCACGGCCCCGAGGAUUCAGCCCCACAGUAUUCAUGCCUCUUCCCCAACGCGUCUCAGCACAUCACGCCUAGCUACAACUACGCACCCAACCCGGACAAACACUGGAUCAUGCGCUACACGGGGCCCAUGAAGCCCAUCCACAUGGAAUUCACCAACAUGCUGCAGCGGAAGCGCCUGCAGACCCUCAUGUCGGUGGACGACUCCAUGGAGACGAUUUACAACAUGCUGGUUGAGACGGGCGAGCUGGACAACACGUACAUCGUGUACACUGCUGACCAUGGCUACCACAUCGGCCAGUUUGGCCUGGUGAAGGGGAAGUCCAUGCCGUAUGAGUUCGACAUCAGGGUCCCGUUCUACGUGAGGGGCCCCAACGUGGAAGCUGGCUCUCUGAAUCCCCACAUCGUCCUCAACAUUGACCUGGCUCCCACCAUCCUGGACAUUGCAGGCCUGGCCAUACCCGAGGAUAUGGACGGGAAAUCCAUCCUCAAGCUGCUGGACUCGGAACAGCCGAUGAAUCGGUUUCAUUUGAAAAAGCUGAAGGUCUGGCGGAACUCCUUCCUGGUGGAGAGAGGCAAACUGCUACACAAGAGAGACAGUGACAAAGUGGACGCCCAGGAGGAGAACUUCCUGCCCAGGUACCAGCGUGUGCAGGACCUGUGUCAGCGUGCCGAGUACCAGACAGCGUGCGAGCAGCUGGGACAAGUAAGAAGGCUCCCUGCCCUCCCGACGGCCCCUUCCACCUGCAGCCAGCCCUGGCCUGCGAAGCCCCGAGAGCUGCCGAGCCAGCAGGGCCGGGGUCUUCCAACGAGUAGCCCUUUGCUGCCGUGUGAUGCCCAAGAUGCUGAGAUGCAGCAGUGGCGGGACCGGACAGAGGGGUGGCGGCUACAGAAUGGUGCUCAGUGGACAUUUAUUCAGAACUGGGUACAGAAAGGAGCAGGCCUUGUCAGCCAGAGAGCAAGUGUUCUGAGGAGGAGGAAGACGAAGGACAAAGUCUGUGUGUUCAGAAUAGGCAUGGGGGGUCCCAGCCACAGAGAGGUGACCGACGCGGCUCAGGGAGGAGCCCUGCAAGGCAGGCACCGUCAUGAGGAUUUGCCCAAAUCGCCAGGGCCCACGCAUGUGCUCAAGGGUUUGCACCUGAAAAUACCAUUGCAGCGCCAGAGCUCUCGGCCGCCGGGCAGUGAAGUCCUGUCCCACGCCCCAUUUGUGUGGCAGGGAGGGUACAAGCCCAGCUACAUUCGCUAUCGCUCCCUCCGCUCAGUGGCCAUUGAGGCAGAUGGCAGGGCGCACCGCGUAGACCUGGGUGAUGCUGCCCAGCCCCGAAACCUCACCAAGCGGCACUCACCAGGGGCCCCUGAGAACCCAGACGACAAGGAUGGUGGGGACUUCAGUGGCACUGGAGGCCUUCCCAACUACGCCGCCACCAACCCCAUCAAAGUGACAAAUCGCUGCCACAUCCUGGAGAACUACACAGUCCGGUGUGACUUGGACCUGUACAAGUCCCUGCAGGCCUGGAAAGACCACAAGCUGCACAUCGACCAUGAGAUUGAAACCCUGCAGAACAAAAUUAAGACCCUGAGAGAAAUCCGAGGUCACCUGAGGAAAAAGCGGCCAGAAGAAUGUGGCUGUCACAAAAUCAGCUACGACUCCCAGCACAAAGACCACCUCAAGCACAAAGGCUCCAGCCUGCAUCCUUUCAGGAAGGGUCUGCAGGAGAAGGACAAGGUGUGGCUGUUGCGGGAGCAGAAGCGCAAGAAGAAACUCCGCAAGCUGCUCAAGCGCCUGCAGAACAACGACACGUGCAGCAUGCCAGGCCUCACGUGCUUCACCCACAACAACCAGCACUGGCAGACGGCGCCCUUCUGGACCCUGGGGCCUUUCUGCGCUUGCACUAGCGCCAACAACAACACGUACUGGUGCAUGAGGACCAUCAACGAGACUCACAACUUCCUCUUCUGUGAAUUUGCCACGGGCUUCCUGGAGUACUUCGAUCUCAACACAGACCCCUACCAGCUGAUGAACUCAGUGAAUACGCUGGACAGGGGUGUCCUCAACCAGCUACACAUACAGCUCAUGGGGCUGAGGAGCUGCAAGGGUUACAAGCAGUGUAACCCCUGGACUCGAGACAUGGACCUGGGACUUAAAGAUGGAAGAGGCUAUGAGCAACACAGGAUGGUUCAGCGUCGAAAGUGGCCAGGAAUGAGGAGACCUUCUUCCAGAUCACCGGGACGACUGUGGGAAGGCUGGGAAGGUUAAGAAACAACAGAGGUGGACCUCCAAAAACAGAGGCGCCACCUGACUGCACAGGCAACGAAAAAGCAUGUGGGUGAUUUCCAGCAGGCCUCUGCUGUUGGCCAGGAGGCUUCAGAAAGCAAGCACUCACUCUCAGCCAACAUGGCAGAUUCUGGAGGAUAACCAGCAGGAGCAGAGAGAACUUCAGGAAGUCUAUUUUUGCCCCUGCUUUUGCUUUGGAUCAUACCUCACCAGCUGCACAAAAUGCAUUUUUUCUUAUCAAAAAGUCACCACUGACCUUCCCCCAGAAGCUCACAAAGGAAAACGAAGAGAGUGAGUGAGAGAUUUCCUUGGCAAUUUCCCCCCCCCAAGGGUGAAAGUCAUUGGAAUUUUUAAAUCAUAGGGGAAAAACAGUCCUGUUCUAAAUCCUCUUAUUCUUUGAGUUUGUCACAAAGAAGGAACUAAGACGCAGGAGAGAGGCAACGUGGAGAGGCUGAAAACUGCAGAGUUUGACAGUGAGUCAGUAGCACAAAAGAGAUGACACUUAGCACUAUAAACCCUGGUUGCCUCUGAAGAAACUGCCUUCACUGUAUAUAUGAGACUAUUUACAUGUAACCAACAUGGGAACUUUUAGGGGAACCUAAUAAGAAAUCCCCAUUUUCAGGAGUGGUGGUGUCAAUAAACGCUCUGUGGCGAGUGUAAAAGAAAAUCCCUCGCAGUUGUGGACAUUUCUGUUCCUGUCCAGAUACCAUUUCUCCUAGUAUUUCUUUGUUAUGUUCCAGAACUGAUGUUUUUUUUUAAGAAGUUGAUGUCCCAAGUUUUGAUGAAACUGUAUUUGUAAAAAAAAAUUUUUGUAGUGUAAGUAUUGUCAUACAAUGUUCAAAAUGACAGCCAAUGACCAGCAGUUGGUAUGAAGAAACAUUUGACAUUUUGUAAAAGGCCAUUUCUUGGGA
Cebus imitator (Panamanian white-faced capuchin) is the source of this 5228-nucleotide messenger RNA. It is a transcript of the gene SULF2, whose product is annotated as sulfatase 2. The record is from RefSeq and is a predicted model, not a curated record. Gene Ontology annotation, cellular component: plasma membrane; cell surface; endoplasmic reticulum. Lineage: Eukaryota; Metazoa; Chordata; Mammalia; Primates; Cebidae. Gene Ontology annotation, molecular function: glycosaminoglycan binding; calcium ion binding; N-acetylglucosamine-6-sulfatase activity. The transcript is spliced from 22 exons. Bases 1372 to 4299 code for a protein of 975 amino acids.